UGGUCAGUGUUGGCCAACCCGCACAUGGGCCGCACAUAGACAGUAUUGGAAGAACUAUUGGAAAUAUUUAUAUUCGCCAUAUUUAUAUUCUCCAUAGAGUGAAAUCAUCUCGGUGAGAUCUUCAGCGGGGGUCUUUCCGGGUCUCGAUCCAGCGACCGCGAUGAACUUAAUCCUACCGAUGUGUCUGCUUUAUGUCGCUGUGAAGCGCGCUAGAGGACAGUCUAACGUGAUUGGCUCAAAUAAAACAGUUAGAGCCGUGGUCGGUCAUGACGCCAUUCUGCCGUGCCACCUGGAGCCCCCAUUCGACGUGACCACUCUAUUAGUGAUGUGGAAACGCGAUGGAGCUGUUGUGCACGUCCAACGAAAUGGGCAUGUCGCUCAAGAAAAGAACUUCAGAAGCAGAACAUCUCUCUUCCAUGAUGAAAUGGUCAAAGGAAACAUUUCACUAAAACUGACCAACGUAACUAAACGGGAUGAAGGAAAUUACACCUGUAAUGUUCCCAGUCACACCUUACAGACUAACGUUAGGAGUGGCAACGUUACCCUCAUUGUUGAGUUAAUGAAGAAAAGCAACAAAGGGAAUCAGAUGUAUGAUGAGCCAGAGACAGAAAAUCAUCAAGAUGGUAACAGCACUGGCUCUACCAACACUUUGUCUGGCGGGGCCAUCGCCGGCAUAGUCAUAGCUGUCAUAGUCAUAGCCGUCACAGCCUUAGCCAUCAUCGCUGGGGUGAUCCCUGGAGGUUUUUAUGGAAGGUGUCCCUUCCUCUUAUCUUUUCCCUGUGGUCGACGUUUUGAAGAUGUGAGGCAGAGCGACCCAGAUGCUCCGGUGGCUCACAACGGGCCAGUGCAGGCGGUGGAUGGAAGAGCUGGAGACCAAGAAGAACCAAAGGAUCAAAAAGAGGGAGAGGAAGGGAUUCCUCUGAGAGGGAUCGGGGACCAGAACCCUCCUGGAAAAAAAACCUCUGAAGCAGGGACAUCUUUAGUUUUUGGCCAGUCUUUGGCCAGUCUGUAGGUGCUCUUUACCUGCUAAAAGUAAUUUAAUUUAAUUUAAUUUAAUUACAUUCCAGUAAAACAAGCUCAGGAAAAUAUUUUUGCACUGCCCUGCAAUAACUGUCACAACAUACACUAUAAAACAGUUGUAGCUAAUCAUCCUCAGAAUCAGAAACAAGCUAAUUUCAAGUAAGUCUUCACUACGGCUGGACCGUAUAAACAGCAGCUACACCUUUAUGAAUUUAGAAAUUUUAGACCAUACCGCCCAGCAUUUAGUCUUCACAUACAAGGAAUUUGCCCAUAUAAUUGGUGAGUCGAGCCAACUACACAGGAUCUGCCGUAAAAACACUCUGCGCUGGCUGUGCCUUUGUUUUAAUUUUGGAGAGAGUGUUGGAGAAAAGUGCUACGCUCCAAGUGGAAAUGUCUUUUUAAGACAAGUCGGAACUAGACAAGAAGCAUUAAUGACGUACACCAAGUGCCUGCACUCUGCUCUACCUCGCUGUUUUAUCUCAGAUCAUUUAUCGUUUUUUUAAGAAUCAAAGGAUCACCUUACUCAGAUCAUUUAGUCUCAGCUGAGCACAAUUUGUGGCAGAAGGGUUGAUUCAGCAUCUUGCAUGUGAAAUGUUGCUCAGAAAGUAAAAAAAAGGCAAAUCACUACGGUACUACAUCUUAAGAUCUGUUAAUGCACAGUAGGCCCCAAACACAACUCAAAGAAACACUAGAGUAUUCUGGAUUUGCCCUUUAAACUUGAACCUUUCUGCAAAAUGACAUGCUGCCUGCCCAUUCUACUGCAUUCUCCUUAACUCGAUACAAAAAGAUAAGUUUUGGUUGAAGCACUCACUUUUAAAUUCUCGUAAUUAUGCACAUGAACUAUAAAACUAAGACCGGUGAUCAAAGGAAGCGUAUUGUGUGAAGUUUGUGAACUGUAAAUGUGAAUGUUUUUUUAAUAUAUUUGCAAAUAUGGCCAAAUGAAAUCCCACUUUUGUAUUUUUGUAUCAAAUGGACGUUGAUUUAAAUAAAUGGGUCAAAAAUCGACCUACAUGCUGUA
Messenger RNA from Perca flavescens (yellow perch), 2038 nucleotides. RefSeq lists its product as uncharacterized. The coding region runs from base 161 to 1012 and encodes 283 amino acids. Lineage: Eukaryota; Metazoa; Chordata; Actinopteri; Perciformes; Percidae. The record is from RefSeq and is a predicted model, not a curated record. The transcript has 8 exons.